GGUAAAACUUUUAGACAUCCGACCAACUCAGCUCAGUCUGGUUGUAGAGCUCUGCGAGCACAGGACCACCUACCCGUAUAAGCUUCUCACGAUUUGUACACGUUUUCGAACCGGUUUCUGCAACACGUGUUAACAGGACAUACGGAAUAUACGUGCCGGCACUGAUUAGUUUUCUGUAGUAUAACCAGUUUUGGAAUAAUACAGAAAACAAUAAUCUAUUUUCGUUAUAUUUAAACUUAAAAAUCGAAGACUGAAACUCCAUUGCCUGGUAUCCUUGUGAUCAGAGGACGGUGUCGCUCGGCGAGGAAGCCGACAAAAGUAAAGAGCCGACCAUCACAAGUCAACAUCUGACAGCAGUGACAGUGACGUACACGUCAACGUAGAAACAAAUAUGAGUGCUUGGAGAUCCCGCUUCCACGAUAAGUGGCCGCAUCUGACGAACCUGAACUCCAGCUCGGAGGACCUCAACACGAAGGAGGAUAAGUACUUCAGCCAUAUGCUGGCCUACGACAAUGGCGUGGACUACCAGGAACUACAGGGCGCGUACCGAUUCUACUACACCCCGAGGGACGGCGACGUCGUCAUGCCCGUGCCCACGUAUCACGCCAAGGACGAUGUUGUCAGCACCACCGACGCCUCCAGUGACGACACCGCCAAGAGGAGAUCCAACCGGAAAUUCUGCGUUUUCGUCAUCCUCCUUUUUCUUCUCGUCAGCAUCAUCAUCAGCUCCAUCGUCGUGUCAGUCAUACUUACACAGAAGUCAUCCGGUGCAGUUCCAAUUGAGCGCGUGCAGACCAGUCUCCGAGUGACAAAUAAGACAUAUACCCCUGAACUCGCCAACCCCGGAAGCUCUGAGUUCAAGGCGGCAGCCACCGAGUUCUGCAAACAGCUGAAGGAGACGUUACUCCUUGACGACUCCCCAUUGAAGGGCAAGGACUUUAGCUGUAAAGUACUGGAGAUAAGAAAUGGCAGUUUAAUCUUUAUCUACGAGCUGGUAGUGCCAAGGGGCGGAGCCAGCCUGGGAUCUACGUUCAAUGACCUCUUGGCGCAGUUCAUCAUUGCCCAAUCAAAAGAUGGAAAAGUCGGAACGUUGAACGUCGACCCCGACAGGGAGUGUGGGGUAUUAACUACGUCGUCAAGCGACGUACAGACUGAUGCAGAAUGUCCUCCAAUACCCAGUACCACAUCAUCGACUACAUCAACGCCUCCAUCAUCAAACACAGUUCAGUCAUCCCCAGCUGCAGUUUCAGCUUCGGUACAGGCGUCAUCUACUUCGACAGAGCCUUCGUCAUCAGUUGCUGGGCAGUCUGUAAUACAAUCUACUACGCCAGUAACGUCUUCGUCGUCAGCCGUGACACAAUCUUCAACAGCAAUUGCCCAGUCGACAUCUGCCUCAGUCGAAGCCGCAACGUCGUCAUUGCAGUCAUCGUCGGCUGUGACACAAUCUUCAACAGCAAUUGCCCAGUCGACAUCUGUCUCAGUCGAAGCCUCAGCAACGUCGUCAUUGCAGUCAUCGUCGGCCGUGACACAAUCUUCAACACCUGUUACCCAGUCGACAUCUGCCUCAGUGCAAGCCUCAGCAACGUCGCCCUUGCAGUCAUCGUCGGCCGUGACACAAUCUUCAACACCUGUUGCCCAGUCGACAUCUGCCUCAGUGCAAGCCACCGCAACGUCGUCCUUGCAGUCGUCGUCGGCUGUGACACAAUCUUCAACAACUGUUGCCCAGUCGACAUCUGCCUCAGUGCAAGCCUCCGCAACGUCGUCAUUGCAGUCAUCGUCGGCCGUGACACAAUCUUCAACACCUGUUGCCCAGUCGACAUCUGCCUCAGUGCAAGCCUCCGCAACGUCGUCCUUGCAGUCAUCGUCGGCUGUGACACAAUCAUCAACACCUGUUGCCCAGUCGACAUCUACCUCAGUGCAAGCCUCCGCAACGUCGUCCUUGCAGUCAUCGUCGGCUGUGACACAAUCUUCAACAACUGUUGCUCAGUCGACAUCUGCCUCAGUGCAAGCCUCCGCAACGUCGUCCUUGCAGUCAUCGUCGGCCAUGACACAAUCUUCAACACCUGUUGCCCAGUCGACAUCUGCCUCAGUGCAAGCCUCCGCAACGUCGUCAUUGCAGUCAUCGUCGGCCGUGACACAAUCUUCAACACCUGUUGCCCAGACGGCAUCUGCCUCAGUGCAAGCCUCAGCAACGUCGUCCUUGCAGUCAUCGUCGGCUGUGACACAAUCUUCAACAUCUGUUGCCCAGUCGACAUCUGCCUCAGUGCAAGCCUCUGCAACGUCGUCAUUGCAGUCAUCGUCGGCCGUGCCACAAUCUUCAACACCUGUUGCCCAAUCGACAUCGACCUCAAUCCAAGCCUCCGCAACGUCGUCAUUGCAGUCAUCGUCGGCUGUGACACAAUCUUCAACACCUGUUGCCCAGUCGACAUCUGCCUCAGUCCAAGCCUCUGCAACGUCGGCAUUGCAGUCAUCGUCGGCCGUGACUCUCUCUUCAACACCUGUUGCCCAGUCGACAUCUGCCUCAGUGCAAACAUCCGUAACGUUGGCAUUGCAGUCAUCGUCGGCCGUGACACAAUCUUCAACACCUGUUGCCCAGUCGACAUCUGCCUCAGUCGAAGCCUCAGCAACGUCGUCAUUGCAGUCAUCGUCGGCCGUGACACAAUCUUCAACACCUGUUGCCCAAUCGACAUCUGCCUCACUCGAAGCCUCAGCAACGUCGUCAUUGCAGUCAUCGUCGGCCGUGACACAAUCUUCAACACCUGUUGCCCAAUCGACAUCUGCCUCACUCGAAGCCUCUGCAACGUCGUCAUUGCAGUCACCGUCAGCCGUGACACAAUCUUCAACACCUGUUGCCCUGUCGACAUCUGCCUCAGUCCAAGCCUCCGCAACGUCGUCCUUGCAGUCAUCGUCGGCCGUGACACAAUCUUUAACACCUGUUGCCCAGUCGACAUCUGCCUCAAUCCAAGCAUCAGCAACGUCGUCCUUGCAGUCAUCGUCGGCUGUGACACAAUCUUCAACACCUGUUGCCCAGUCGACAUCUGCCUCAGUCGAAGCCUCAGCAACGUCGUCAUUGCAGUCAUCGUCGGCCGUGACACAAUCUUCAACACCUGUUGCCCAAUCGACAUCUGCCUCAGUGCAAGCCUCCGCAACGUCGUCCUUGCAGUCAUCGUCGGCUGUGACACAAUCUUCAACACCUGUUGCCCAGUCGACAUCUGCCUCACUCGAAGCCUCUGCAACGUCGUCAUUGCAGUCAUCGUCGGCUGUGACACAAUCUUCAACACCUGUUGCCCAAUCGACAUCUGUCACAGUGCAAGCCUCCGCAACGUCGUCCUUGCAGUCAUUGUCGGCUGUGACACAAUCUUCAACACCUGUUGCCCAGUCGACAUCAGCCUCAGUGCAAACAUCCGCAACGUCGGCAUUGCAGUCAUCGUCGGCCGUGACACAAUCUUCAACACCUGUUGCCCAGUCGACAUCUGCCUCACUCGAAGCCUCAGCAACGUCGUCAUUGCAGUCGUCGUCAGCCGUGACACAAUCUUCAACACCUGUUGCCCAAUCGACAUCUGCCUCAGUCGAAGCCUCAGCAACGUCGUCCUUGCAGUCGUCGUCAGCCGUGACACAAUCUUCAACACCUGUUGCCCAGACGACAUCUGUUUCAGUUCAAACCUCAGCAACGUCGUCAUUGCAGUCAUCGUCGGCCGUGUCACAAUCUUCAACACCUGUUGCCCAGUCGACAUCUGCCCCAGUCCAGGCCUCUGCAACGUCGUCAUUGCAGUCGUCGUCAGCCAUGACACAAUCUUCAACACCUGUUGCCCAAUCGACAUCUGCCUCAGUCGAAUCCUCCGCAACGUCGUCCUUGCAGUCGUCGUCGUCUGUGACACAAUCUUCAACACCUGUUGCCCAGUCGACGUCGGCCUUAGUCCAGGCCUCAGCAACGUCGUCAUUGCAGUCAUCGUCGGCCGUGACACAAUCUUCAACACCUGUUGCCCAGUCGACAUCGGCUUCAGUGCAGUCCUCAGCAACGUCGUCAUUGAAGUCAUCGUCGGCCGUGACACAAUCUUCAACACCUGUUGCCCUGUCGACAUCUGCCUUAGGCCAAGCCUCCGCAACGUCGCCAAUGCAGUCAUCGUCGGCUGUGACACAAUCUUCAACACCUGUUGCCCAAUCGACAUCUGCCUCAGUCGAAGCCUCCGAAACGUCGUCAAUGCAGUCAUCGUCGGCCGUGACACAAUCUUCAACACCUGUUGCCCAAUCGACAUCUGCCUCAGUGCAAGCCUCAGCAACGUCGUCAUUGCAGUCAUCGUCGGCCGUGACACAAUCUUCCACACCUGUUGCCCAGUCGACAUCGGCCUCAGAGCAAGCCUCCGCAACGUCGUCAUUGCAGUCAUCGUCGGCCGUGACACAAUCUUCAACACCUGUUGCCCAGUCGACAUCUGCCUCAGUGCAAACAUCCGCAACGUCGUCAUUGCAGUCAUCGUCGGCCGUGACACAAUCUUCAACACCUGUUGCCCAGUCGACAUCUGCCUCAGUGCAAACAUCCGCAACGUCGGCAUUGCAGUCAUCGUCGGCUGUGACACAAUCUUCAACACCUGUUGCCCAGUCAACAUCUGCCGCAGACCAAGCCUCCGAAACGUCGUCCUUGCAGUCAUCGUCGGCUGUGACACAAUCUUCAACACCUGUUGCCCAGUCGACAUCUGCCUCAGUCGAAGCCUCAGCAACGUCGUCAUUGCAGUCAUCGUCGGCCGUGACACAAUCUUCAACACCUGUUGCCCAGUCGACAUCUGCCUCAGUCCAAGCCUCAGCAACUUCGUCAUUGCAGUCAUCGUCGGCCGUGACACAAUCUUCAACAGCUAUUGCCCAGUCGACAUCUGCCUCAAUCCAAGCCUCAGCAACGUCGUCAUUGCAAUCAUCGUCGGCCGUGACACAAUCUUCCACACCUGUUACUCAGUCGACAUCUGCCUCAGUAGAAGCCUUACCAACGUCGUCAUUGCAAACAUCGUCGGCCGUGACACAAUCUUCAACACCUGUUGCCCAGUCGACAUCUGCCUCAGUCGAAGCCUCAGCAACGUCGUCCUUGCAGUCAUCGUCGGCUGUGACACAAUCUUCAGCACCUGUUGCCCAGUCGACAUCUGCCUCAGUCCAAGCCUCAGCAACGUCGUCAUUGCAGUCAUCGUCGGCUGUGACACAAUCUUCGACAGCUAUUGCCCAGUCGACAUCUGCCUCAGUCGAAGCCUCAGCAACGUCGUCAUUGCAAUCAUCUUCGGCCGUGACACAAUCUUCCACACCUGUUACCCAGUCGACAUCUGCCUCAGUAGAAGCCUCACCAACGUCGUCAUUGCAAACAACGUCGGCCGUGACACAAUCUUCAACACCUGUUGCCCAGUCGACAUCUGCCUCAGUCGAAGCCUCUGCAACGUCGUCAUUGCAGUCAUCGACGGCCGUGACACAAUCUUCAACACCUGUUGCCCAGUCGACAUCUGCCUCAAUCCAAGCCUCAGCAACGUCGUCCUUGCAGUCAUCGUCGGCCCUGACACAAUCUUCAACAGCUAUUGCCCAGUCGACAUCUGCCUCAGUCCAAGCCUCCGCAACGUCGUCAUUGCAAUCAUCGUCGGCCGUGACACAAUCUUCCACACCUGUUACCCAGUCGACAUCUGCCUCAGUAGAAGCCUCAGCAACGUCGUCAUUGCAGUCAUCGUCGGCCGUGACACAAUCUUCAACAGCUAUUGCCCAGUCGACAUCUGCCUCAGUCGAAGCCUCAGCAACGUCGGCCUUGCAGUCAUUGUCGGCCGUGACACAAUCUUCAACACCUGUUACCCAGUCGACAUCUGCGUCAGUCGAAGCCUCAUCAACGUCGUCAUUGCAGUCAUCGUCGGCCGUGGCACAAUCUUCAACACUUUUUCAGUCGGCAACUCCUUCAGUACAAUCAUCCUCAUCAGCAUCACCCUCAAUUCAAUCAACGACCAUCGUGGAAAAUUCUUCAAUAUCAAUAUCCCAGUCGAUAUCUAGUACAACACAACCAACACCGCCGCCCACAAUACAACCAACACCGUCGUCCACAAUGCAAAUGUCAUCGACUCCAUAAAUAAUCUAACUGUACUUGAUCAAUUUGCUACAUUGCAGCCUUCAUCUCGGGACUAAUGCCGUACAGGUGAUGCUAACACCAGCCAGCGCAGGACUAUCAUGGCGAGUCGGCUUCAACGCUGUUCCAGCUAAGUCAUCAUCUACAUUACACGUUGUUUAUUCAUCAUCGGACAAAUCUGCCCACAACACAUUGACCACAAUGACGUCUCAAACUGCAAGGAACAAAAGGAUUGCGUCUCAAUCUGCUGGCAGUAGCAUGUUACGAGCUUCUGUAGGACAUUGCCUCUAUCCCAAACUGCUUGUACCACAAUGACUCACAGUAACUGUUCCACACGCUGCUUGUACCACGAUGACGCACAGUGACUAUUUCACAGGCUGCAUGUACCACGAUGACUCACAGUGACUAUUUCACACGCUGCUUGUACCACGAUGACGCACAGUGACUAUUUCACACGCUGCUUGUACCACGAUGACGCACAGUGACUAUUUCACAGGCUGCUUGUACCACGAUGACGCACAGUGACUAUUUCACCCGCUGCUUGUACCACGAUGACGCACAGUGACUAUUUCACACGCUGCUUGUACCACAAUGACGCACAGUGACUAUUUCACAGGCUGCUUGUACCACGAUGACGCACAGUGACUAUUUCACAGGUUGCUUGUACCACGAUGACGCACAGUGACUAUUUCACAGGCUGCUUGUACCACAGUGAGUCACAGUGACUAUUCUACAAACUGCUCGCAAUACAUUGACUUUGUUCCAAGUGGAUAAACACAUGGCAGGACAGGUUUCGUCUACCAUCGUUAACACCUCUGCGAUGUUUAUAAGAUCAUCCACGACAUCCCCAUUAGCAGCAACGCCAUCAACAACGGAGUUAAUGAGAUGACAGGGGGACAGAAAGUUCGACUUAAUGAGAAUGUGUGUGUACAGCCCAGUGUCAUGCUCUACUGCUCAUCACGGAUCAUACGACGAAAUGAGUUCCGUGUGACUCCGUCCAUUGUGCCCUGACAUGACAAGGAUGCAGUAUAUCAAUGUGUGGAACAAGGAAGUGGAACUGAGGUUAACUGUUUCAAUUUCUUUAAGUUGUGAUGGCAGAACUCUCGUCUUGAUGCUUCGUGAUUCGGCAUCAUAUCGACAUUCACUAGGACUCCUGUCACAAGGAACACCUUGUGCUACGUGUAUUGUAAUCGCCAUUUUUAUACAGAGAUCUACGAUAGACGUAUCGCUACGUUCAGGAGCCUAUUUCAUUAUAUGCAUUGUACAUUCAUCAGUAUUGGAUACAUAAUAUAUCGUUGUCAUACUUACAGUAUUCUGUAUAUAACUCAUAUACCUUCACAAUGUGUGAGAUUUCUAGCUCAUCUGAUAUCAUCUGAAAGUUGAAUCACUGGUGAGGGGCCUAAGAUUCCGACAGUAAUGUACUCAAUGAUGAAUAUCUACUUACACUUAUUAGAUAACAAAUAUAAUAGAAGAUGUUUAUAUUCUUCAACCCAUGUUGGGAUAUUUCAGAAAUAAAUGGCAUUUGAAUUUGGCAUUCUUGGCAAUAGUAAUGUACAGCGCCCAAAAGCCUGUCAAGCUACCACAAAGAGUUGUAUCCCCAACACUGACUCGCCUGUUCGCUGGUUCGAACUUGGUUAGUGGUUUGUGUCCGUCUGUUUAUUGUUGUUACAUAUUAUAAAUAUGUAAAUAUGUAUAUUUCUAAUCAAAGUUGCUACGUCACUUUAUAUACAUUAUAUUAAUAAACUUUAUUAUUAUAACCA
This is a messenger RNA of Haliotis rufescens (red abalone), 7836 nucleotides long. RefSeq lists its product as uncharacterized. The transcript is spliced from 6 exons. The record is from RefSeq and is a predicted model, not a curated record. The coding region runs from base 392 to 6079 and encodes 1895 amino acids. Lineage: Eukaryota; Metazoa; Mollusca; Gastropoda; Lepetellida; Haliotidae.